UGCAAACUGCAGAAAUAAUGAGAAGACUGCGGGGUCAUGCUACUUCAGUAGCAUUAGCUAAACCAUUGGUUCGUUAUCUACGUUUCACACUACCUCUAUAUGGUCUAGAGCAGAUAAAGGACGUUCCUACUUCGACUGAUCGCAAACCUCGAGGCCUGCAUCGUGGCCCUGGAAAGCGUCAAACGUCUCCCAAGGAAACAGCUGCCUAUCAGUUCAUCAAGCGUUGGGAUUUGCACAUGCAAGAAACUUGGGAUGACUAUGAGCCUUUUAAAGGCCUCCCCAAGCCUAAAUCACAGUUUGGAAACGAAGCAACCGAGAUCGUAUGGCCGUACGCUUUACUUUUAGAGCGCAUAGUUAAAGUACACCCCUUUACAAAGUCGAUUUAUGUGUACUACAGCCAGCGGCAAGAUACUACAUUCGGGAAGCUAGCUGCUGACACUGCCAAGGCAUUUUCACGCAACUAUCUUGUUCCUAUUACCUUUCAUAACCCUCAAGUUUAUAUUGAGACUGAAAUGCUGUUAGAGUACAGCGAGACGGCGUGGGUGGUAGUACACUGUCUUGAUGAUCGGUACGAGCUCUUGCCCAUCAGGCCUCAGGACGACAUGACAGUUUCACAAGGUGUCGAGACAGUCCUCGGUAGCGUUGUCAAAGCUUGUGAGGCUCUCGGUAGAAGCGUUGAGGAACCAAAGAAGAUGACGAGGGUGCUCAAUGAGCGUCCUCUUCAAAAUCAGUACCUUCGAAUUAACUAUCAGUGGUUCGGUGAUACCCCUGAGGAACGCAUGAGCCACAUUGUGCAGUGGGACUUCGAUCCGACUUCAGUAGAACCCACUCUGCGGUCGCGCACCCGUCAUGUUCUUGAUUGGCUGAACUAUGAUGGCAACUUACCAAACCAUAAUUCUGUUCGUUUGAACGUGCGAAGAGAAUCUGCGCGUCUGCAGCGCUCUCAUACGGUGGGUGGUCCUCGUUCCUUUUUUAAUUCAGCUGGUUCGCGGGCUAAUGCACAGACCCCCAGAUUCAAUAAGCCAACUUAGGAAGUGUGAAGAGGAAGGUAUGGACAUGCAUAUAAAUCUGAUCAAAGUAUACUAAAAGUGGACGGAACAGUGAGACGGGUAUUUUUUGAACAUGUUCAUUUUUUUUGCUUAUUGGUUUGCAUCAAAAAAUGCACCGCCACUAAAUAUUUUAUGGACACUUUGAAUCAGAUUAUCUAUUGUAAGCUUCUCCGAUUAAA
Messenger RNA from Phytomonas sp. Hart1, 1228 nucleotides. Lineage: Eukaryota; Euglenozoa; Kinetoplastea; Trypanosomatida; Trypanosomatidae. The record is from the annotation of a GenBank genome assembly.